Acipenser ruthenus (sterlet) is the source of this 3627-nucleotide messenger RNA. RefSeq names its product alpha-1,6-mannosylglycoprotein 6-beta-N-acetylglucosaminyltransferase B-like. NCBI's taxonomy places the organism in Eukaryota, Metazoa, Chordata, Actinopteri, Acipenseriformes, Acipenseridae. Gene Ontology annotation, molecular function: alpha-1,6-mannosylglycoprotein 6-beta-N-acetylglucosaminyltransferase activity. Gene Ontology annotation, biological process: protein N-linked glycosylation. The transcript has 17 exons. The record is from RefSeq and is a predicted model, not a curated record. Gene Ontology annotation, cellular component: Golgi apparatus. The coding region runs from base 510 to 2882 and encodes 790 amino acids.
GUUAAGCUUUCACUAUCUCUCUCUCUCUCGCUUACUCUCUCUCUCACAUACGCUUCUCUCUCUCUCCCUCACUUACGCUUUCUCUCCCUAUCACUUACGCUUUGUCUAUCUAUCUCUCUCACUUACUCUCUCUCUCUCUCUCUCUCUCUCUCUCACACACACACACACACACACGAAUAAGGUCUAGUUUGUGUGCAGGGGUAUCGCAGGAGGAGACGCGUGGUUCGCAACACAGCAGUGUGCGGUUCAGAUCCGCUUUCAGGAGUACCUCACCUGUGGUGGAUGUUUUUCUUCUGCUUCUGCACUCGACUAGCAGAAAAAAAAACUGAAGUAAAAGUUGUGCCUAAAGAUUUAGCUCUUUUUUAAAGACUAUUAUAUUAUCAAACCAAGAAGCACUGACUCCUGCGAAUGAUUGACACGACAGCGCUGAUCUGCCCCGCAGUCAGAAGGGUUGAAGGUGUUAAUACCUGCCGUGCAUCCUGUCGGUCUGUCUGUCUUUAUCUCGGAACAUGGUUACAGUUCCACACAUAGACGGUAAAAUAAUGUUCCGAAGAUGCCUGGUCACGUUCAAACCUUUUAGGAUCUUUGUGGUGGGGAUCGGAUUCUUCAGCCUGUGCUUCUUAAUGACGUCUCUGGGGGGGCAGUUCUCAGCCAAGCGACUGGGAGACUCUCCCUUUACCAUCCGAGCAGAAGUACUCGGGGGCCUGGAGUCCCGAGGGGUGCUGCGGAAAAUCAGCGACAUGCUUGAAGUGAUAAUGAAGCGGAUCGACUCCCUCUCGAAGCGGGACAACAUGAGCGACACACGCAUACUGGACGAGCUGAGCUCCGCCAUAGACAGGUUCCAGCCGGCCGGUCUGAUCGAGCGAAUCCAGGCGAUCGCACAGAACGUGUCCAACAUGGCAGUGAAGGUGGAGCAGAUCUUCCAGAACAGCCUGGCUGCAGGCAGAGUUAGAGAUGGAAGAGCCAAUCGCUGUGAGGCUCCUCAAGAUCCCAAAUACCCUGACUGCACCAGCAAACUGGAUUGGAUGAGAGCCCGCUGGACCUCGGACCCAUGCUAUGCUUUCUAUGGGGUGGAUGGCAGCGAGUGCUCCUUCCUGAUCUACCUCAGCGAGGUGGAGUGGUUCUGCCCGCCCCUGCCCUGGAGAAACCACACCGCCCCGACCACCCCCAAACCCAGGGGCAAGCGGCAGGCGGCAUUCCGCACGGAUAUCGGGGCCCUGCUGGAGCAGGUGGGCACUGGGAAGGAGUCUCUGAUCUUCAUGAAGAGGCGGAUCAGGAGGCUGGCAGGGCAGUGGGGUCAGGCUGCAAACAGACUGGGGGAAAAACUGAAGAGGAGCUGGAGGGAGAGGAAGAAGAUUUUGGUGCACGUUGGGUUCCUGACCGAGGAGUCGGGGGACGUGUUCAGCCCCAAGGUGCUGAAGGGGGGGCCGCUGGGGGAGAUGGUGCAGUGGGCAGACAUCCUGACUGCUCUCUACACACUGGGGCACAGCCUGAAAAUCUCCAUCUCUGCCAAGGAGCUGCAGGGCUUUCUGGGUGUGCCACCAGGACGAGGAAGCUGCCCCCUGACUGGACCGUUGCCCUUUGAUCUCAUCUACACUGAUUACCACGGGCUGCAGCAAAUGAAACAGCACAUGGGCCUGUCCUUGAAGAAGCACAAGUGCCACAUACGAGUCAUUGACACGUUUGGAACGGAGCCCGCAUACAACCACGAGGAAUACGCCAUGCUCCACGGAUACCGCACCAACUGGGGUUACUGGAACCUCCACUGCAAACAGUACAUGACCAUGUUCCCUCACACUCCAGAUAACUCCUUCAUGGGGUUUGUGUCGGAGGAGCUGAAUGGGACACAGAAGGAAUACAUUCAGAGGAACAAAGUGAACAACAUGGCUGUAGUGUAUGGGAAGGAGGCCAGCAUGUGGAAGGGGAAGGAGAGGUUUCUGCAGAUCCUGCAUCGCUCCAUGGAGAUCCACGGCACGGUGUACUAUGAGACGCAGCGCCCCCCGGAGGUCCCUGCCUUUGUGAAGAAUCACGGCCUGCUGCCCCAGAAUGACUUACAGCAGCUCCUCCGCAGAGCCAAGCUCUUUAUCGGGUUUGGCUUUCCCUACGAAGGCCCGGCCCCUUUGGAAGCCAUAGCCAAUGGAUGCAUCUUUCUGCAGCCCAAGUUCCGCCCAUCCCACAACUCCCUAAACCACGAGUUCUUCAGAGGAAAGCCCACAUCGAGAGAGGUCUCAUCCCAGCACCCCUAUGCAGAGCAGUACAUUGGGAGGCCCCAUGUUCUCACUGUGGACUACAACAACUCUGAAGAGUUUGAGUCUGCCAUCCGAGAGGUCAUGACAACCAAGGUGGAGCCUUACCUGCCCUAUGAGUACACAUGUGAGGGGAUGCUGGAGCGGGUUCACGCCUACAUCCAGCACCAGGAUUUCUGCAUCCCAGGUGUUUCCAUCGGGAAUGAUUCUAAAGUCUGGCCUAGGAACAGCUCCAGUCACUUUGUCCGUUUGCCGAACUCCAGCGGCCUGGCCUGGGCUGGGAGUGUGGCCGGCCCCUCCACCUGGCCCCCCCUGAGUGCCAUGAGGCUGCUGCUGUCGGAGGAGGGGCAGUCCUGCGUUGAGCAGUGCCAGGACCACAGCCUGGUCUGUGAACCCACCUUCUUCCACUUCAUCAACAGCAAGGAGGCGUUCACCCAGCUCCAGAUCCAAUGCGAUGCUCUCGAGUCUGAAAUGAAUCACAUCUACCCAGCUUUCUCCGUGAGCAGGCGGGACUGCUGCCUCCAGAAGGAGCCAUUGCUGUUCAGCUGCGCCGGGUUCCACAGCAAAUUCCAGAGGCUAUGCCCCUGCAGAGACUUCCGCAAGGGCCAGGUGGCACUCUGCAGGGACUGCUUAUGAUGGAACCCCUGAGAGCAGGGCAGCCCUGCGACACAGGGCUCCUGGACAGCUCUGAACGCCUGAGAGCAGGAGAGUCUGUCCAUAUGGGCAGCUCUUUGAGACUUUCACACAACUUGACAAGUCAACCUGAAGGAAACAACAAACUCAUGAUGUCAUCACACAGCUGGUUCCUCCACUGUUUCAGUCCCAGCCCUGAGUUCCAGCAACACGACUGUUAAACACUGCUCAAGCUCGAUAUAACCUGGGCAUGAUCAGAGCUGCAAUGAUGCACACUGUCCCUGCCCACAAGGGCUAUCUGACAUGAUCGGAGCUGCACUGAUGCACACUGUCCCUGCCCACGAGGGCUAUCUGACAUGAUCGGAGCUGCACUGAUGCACACUGUCCCUGCCCACGAGGGCUAUAUGACCCCCAGGGACCCAGGCAGCUGCAGGAACCCCUCCUGGAAGCAUUACACAGGAAACAUCACUGUUUCUUUAUCAAAGAAGGAGCACUUUGUUACUGUAAAGAAAGAGAUUGUGGUACAAUGUGAACCUUACAGGCUGAGAGAAGAUAUUUUUGGAAUUGAACUAAAGGAGUUGAAAUCUCGGGUUGUACAGAACAAAAGGGAACAAAUAUUAUUAUUUUAUUUAAUUUACUUUAGUGCUUCCAGUCAGUGCAAUAAUUAUAAUAAUAAUAAGAAGAAGAAGAAGAAGAAGAAGAAGAAGAAUAAGAAUAAUAAUAGUAAUAAUAAAAAGUAUAAUUUUUU